Messenger RNA from Suricata suricatta (meerkat), 1064 nucleotides. RefSeq names its product neuralized E3 ubiquitin protein ligase 2 (gene NEURL2). The record is from RefSeq and is a predicted model, not a curated record. The transcript has 2 exons. Gene Ontology annotation, biological process: intracellular signal transduction. Bases 76 to 933 code for a protein of 285 amino acids. Gene Ontology annotation, molecular function: ubiquitin protein ligase activity. Lineage: Eukaryota; Metazoa; Chordata; Mammalia; Carnivora; Herpestidae.
GCCCCCGCGGUCACCCUCUGAUCACGCAGCCCAAAAUAGCCCCCGGCGCCCGCUGGCCUGUCGCACAGCUGGGAGAUGGCUGCUGUCUCCGAGCCCGGGGACUUGGGUGCGCCCUGGAGACCAGCGCGCCCCGAGCCCCCUCCUACCCGCUUCCACCCGGUUCAUGGUGCCAACAUCCGCGUGGACCCCUCCGGGACGCGGGCCACACGCGUGGAGAGUUUCGCUCACGGCCUGUGCUUCAGUCGCGAGCCGCUGGCCCCGGGCCAGGUAUUCUUGGUCGAGAUCGAGGAGAAAGAACUGGGCUGGUGCGGGCACCUGCGCCUCGGCCUGACUGCGCUAGACCCCGCAACUCUGGCCGCGGUGCCCGAGUUUUCGCUGCCGGACCUGGUCAGCCUCGGCCACACCUGGGUCUUUGCCAUCACGCGCCAUCACAACCGCGUGCCCCGGGAGGACCGCCCGGAGGCAGAGGCAGCGGUGCCCAGCCGCCCCCCAGCCCUCUUGGUGGAACCCUAUCUGUGCAUUGAGCAGUUUCGUAUUCCCCGCGACCGCCUGGUGGGCCGCAGCCGGCCCGGGCUCUACAGCCACCUCUUGGAUCAGCUGUAUGAGCUGAAUGUGCUGCCUCCGACCGCGCGCCGCAGCCGCCUGGGCGUUCUUUUCUGCCCGCGCCCGGACGGCACGGCGGACAUGCACAUCGUCAUCAACGGCGAGGACAUGGGCCCCAGCGCCCGGGGGCUGCCAGCCGCCCAGCCCCUCUACGCAGUGGUGGACGUGUUUGCCUCCACCAAGAGCGUGCGCCUGGUCCAGCUCGAGUAUGGCUUGCCAUCCCUGCAGACUCUGUGCCGCCUAGUCAUCCAGAGGAGUGUGGUGCACCGGCUGGCCAUUGAUGGGCUCCAUCUGCCAAAAGGACUUAAGGAUUUCUGCAAGUAUGAGUAAAGGCCUGCAGCCACCCACCCUGGGACAGGACCCCAGGAGCAUGUCCUGGCCCUGGACCUGUGGCUGGUCUCAAGCUGGCUGUACCGCUGCCAGCCAGGCCUGGAAAUAAACACAGCGAUGCUGACACUGAU